Messenger RNA from Canariomyces notabilis, 3189 nucleotides. RefSeq names its product P-loop containing nucleoside triphosphate hydrolase protein. The transcript has 3 exons. Gene Ontology annotation, cellular component: catalytic step 2 spliceosome; intracellular anatomical structure. Gene Ontology annotation, molecular function: ATP binding; RNA binding; helicase activity. The record is from RefSeq and is a predicted model, not a curated record. Bases 150 to 2966 code for a protein of 938 amino acids. NCBI's taxonomy places the organism in Eukaryota, Fungi, Ascomycota, Sordariomycetes, Sordariales, Chaetomiaceae.
CCAUCACCCGUAGGGUUCUUAACCAGCGCCAGUUCUUAAGCAGACCCACACUUUGCCAGCUGUGCCAAGACUUGACGGAUGCAGGGCCAAUUCCCAUUGGCCCUGGUUAAGAACUGACGGUGGUUAAGAACCCUAAGUUAACGUUACGUAUGAUGACUGUUGCCAAGCUCGAGCCAAGUUACCCACCAAUUUGGGUCGAUAAGAUAAGCUUUCCUUGGUCGACACUUGAAGGCGACGGCGGGCCAGGAAGCAUACACACCAUCGACCGACAAGAACCUAUCGCCGGAGACAUGUCGUCGAAGAGGUAUGCCCUCGUCCCAAUGGACGAUGAGCCCUCACCGGCCCAAGAUGAUCGGAGGAACAGAGAAGACAGGAAGCAUCGCAAACGGGACCGGUCUCACGAUCGAUCGAGGUCACCACGACGACACAAGAGCAGACGCCACGAUGGGGACGAUUCGCCUCGCCAUCGGUCCCGGUCACCUCGCAACAGCGGAGAUGGCAGCUCAAGGACAAGUCGUACCGAUUCCAAGCGUGAGGAUCCCAGGAUGGCCGAUCUGAGAUUGAAAUCACGCCAGGAGUAUCUUAAAAAGCGGGAGGCCGAGAAGCUUGCCUUGUUGCGGAAGCAGGUCGCAGAGGAAACAGCCGAGUUGAGGUCCGGCGCGCGCUUGACUGAGCGGGAAAAGGCCGAGUUCGCCAAGAACCGCGAGAUUCUGCGCCUUGCUGAGGAACGGGCCCGCAUCGACGACUACCAGGACGGCUACCGGCUACCGGACCAGUACGGCGCUGACAGCAAGAAGAAGCAAGAUGCGCUCUACAAACGACACGUUGAGAGGGACGAGUUUGGCAACGAGAAACACGUUACCGAGUAUGAGGAAUGGGAGCGGGAGCAGACAGUCAAAGCCAAGGCGCAGAUCCAAAGCCGCGAGCGCGAGGACGAAGGCGAAUACGACUUCCUGCUGGACGAGGAUGCCAUUACAUUCGUUCGUGAUGCGGCAAAAUAUGCACAGCCAAACGACGGCCUCACGCAGGAGCAACGGAUUUUGAAGGAGAAGAUUGAGGCUGCCGAGAAAGCACACAAGACCAUUCAGGAGGUCAGAAAGAGUCUGCCUGUCUACGCAUACCGCGACGCCUUUUUAGACGCCAUCAAAGAGUACCAGGUUCUGAUUCUGGUGGGUGAGACUGGCUCAGGCAAAACGACUCAAAUCCCCCAGUACCUACACGAAGCUGGUUUCACCCAGGAUGGCAUGAAAAUUGCCUGCACGCAGCCACGCCGUGUUGCAGCCAUGAGCGUUGCCGCCCGUGUCGCCGAUGAAAUGGGCGUGAGGGUUGGCCACGAGGUUGGCUACUCAAUCCGGUUCGAGGACUGUACCAGCGACAAGACCAUCCUCAAAUACAUGACAGACGGUAUGCUUCUCAGGGAAAUGGUCACAUCGCCAACGCUAGAAGACUACUCGGCCAUCAUGAUCGACGAGGCCCACGAACGGACGGUGCAUACCGACAUCCUUCUGGCACUAAUUAAGGACCUCACCCGUGCCAGGCCCGAGUUGAAGUUGAUCAUCUCGUCUGCGACACUAAAUGCCGAGAAAUUCAGCGCCUAUUUUGAUGACGCGCCAAUCUUCAACGUUCCCGGCCGGGUACACCCGGUCGAAGUCUACUAUACCUCUGCUCCAGAGAGUAACUAUCUAGAAGCCAGUCUAGUGACUGUCUUUCAAAUCCACGCAACACAGCCAGAAGGGAGCCGAGUGCCCGAGAUUAUCGCCCUUCCCAUCUACGCAAACAUGCCGUCCGAGUUGCAGGCAAAGAUCUUUGAACCAACACCCCCAAAAGCGAGAAAAGUCGUCUUUUCUACAAAUAUUGCCGAGACGUCACUGACAAUUGACGGGAUUGUCUAUGUUAUCGACUGCGGCUAUGUGAAGGAGAACACAUUCAGCCCCGUAGGGACCACGGGCCAGUCGACACUCGCCGUAGUGCCUUGCUCAAGGGCUGCAGCAAAUCAACGGAUGGGCCGAGCCGGCCGUGUACGACCCGGCAAGUGCUUCCGCCUCUACACCAAGUUCGCCUACCUCUCCGAGAUGGACGAGUCGCCGACGCCCGAGAUCCAGAGGACAUCGCUUUCCAGCGUGGUUCUGCAGCUCAAGGCUCUCGGGAUUGACGACCUCCUGGGCUUCGACUUUCUCGACCCGCCGCCCACCGAGCUCUUGAUCAAGUCGCUCAACAUGCUCUACGCGCUAGGCGCGCUGAACAGCGCCGGUGCCCUGACACGCGUGGGGCGGCAGAUGGGCGAGUUUCCAGCAGAGCCCAUGCUGGCCAAGGCACUCAUCGCCGCAACGCAGGAGGGCUGCGUGGAUGAGAUGCUUACGAUCGUCUCGAUGCUGGGUGAGGUGGCAACGCUCUUCUUCCGGCCCAAGGACAAGAAGGUGCACGCCGACAGCGCGCGGGCCCGGUUCACGGUCAAGGACGGCGGCGACCACAUCACGCUGCUCAACGUCUACAACCAGUGGGUCGACGCCGACUACUCGCCCAUCUGGGCCAAAGAGAAUUUCCUGACGCAGCGGUCGCUGACGCGGGCGCGCGACGUCCGUGACCAGCUGGCCAAACUGUGCGACCGCGUGCUGGAAGGAUCGACGUCGUCGUGCGGCGGUAUUUCGAAUAUGCAGCCCAUCCUGCGGGCGCUGACGUCGGCCUUCUUUUUGAACGCGGCGCGCCUCAACCGCGGCGGCGACGGCUACCGCACGCUCAAGAAUAACAUCACCGUCUACGUGCACCCCAGCAGCGUGGUCAAGGCCAUGGACCCGCCGCCCAAGGUGAUUAUAUACCAUGAGUUGGUGGUGACGUCGCGCGAGUAUGUGCGGUCCGUCAUACCCAUCGAGGCGAAGUGGCUGUCGGAGUUUGGCGGGCAUUACUAUGACAAGAAGGAUGUUGAGUUGCUCGAGGCGAAGAAGUUGCCCAAGGAGAGGAAGUACUAGUGUUGUGCUGUCUGUAUAUACCCAGCGGAGAAAAGGAGAAGGUCCAGUGGAUGGGAGUUUUGGGGUGGGUUUUUGGCUUGAAUAAAAGGAAGGGGACGUUCAAGGCGUGGAAGGACAGGCACCGGACUGCAUACAAUGAAACCCAUGACCUGCAUUUCGGUCAAAAGCUUGCUACAUCUCCUGAUAUAGUCUGUGUAAGGUGAUGCUUCACUGUGAUGGGAAU